This is a messenger RNA of Dovyalis caffra, 291 nucleotides long. The record is from the annotation of a GenBank genome assembly. Lineage: Eukaryota; Viridiplantae; Streptophyta; Magnoliopsida; Malpighiales; Salicaceae.
AUGAGAGCCCAAUUCAUUUGGGUAGGCUAUUACGAUGAUGCCGUGAGGCUUGGGUUAGACCGUGAGCUAGGUAGCAUGCUCGAGAUUGGUAAGAUUGGUCUAAAAGAGAUAGGUCAGGUGGAGUACUGGAUUGGGUCGAUGCAUAUUAUGGCUGAGGACUCGUCCAGAAUAAGAAUUAGGUUGUACAAGGAUAAAGUUAGGGAUAACAUUAACAUACAAAGAUUUUUAGACGAGAAUAGUUUAAAGUAUGGUGAAAGAGAAGCUGAAAUGGUGAUUGAAAUUGAAAGAUGA